UUUAUAUUAUGUGUGUUUAUAUAUUUAGUUUUUUAUUUAAACAGAAUGCUUUAAUUAUAUCGUAAUGAAACAUUCCGUUAAUUAUACUGAAUCUGAAUAUUCAGUGAAUUGUUAUUUAUUUAUUUAUUUAUUUAUUUAUUUUUUACACUUUUGAGACAACUCUUAAAAACCCCACAUGAAGCAUUCAUUUAAUGAUUAAUUUAAUCUAGACUUUUAUCUGCUGUAACGUUAUCCAGCUCGCACUGAGAGAGGAGACAACACGGCAAAUAAACAAGACCCAUCCCAAAUGGAUAUCUGUUAAACGCUUAGUGCACUAUAUGGGGUGUGUAAUCCAGUGCGCUCGUGCCCUGUGUAGUGCACAGCAAUAGUGAGGGUGGCGACAUUUGAGAUCCGGCCCCCGACGUGUUGAAGGAACUGUGUCCAAACAAACUGGCUAAGCUCAGGCUUAGCUGCAGAUAAAAGUUAAAAUAUGUGACUCGUCAUAUUUUCGUUAUUAGAGACACAAAACAAAACAACAACAACAACAACAAAAAUAUCCUAUAAUGGAUAUGUUUAAUAAACUGACGACUCUUUUCCAGCAGGCCCUGGAAACAAGAGAGCCUUCAGAAAAUCUGCUCGACUCUUUCGUCGAUCACUGGAAAGGAAUAACCAACUACUACAUUGAAACUACAGAUGAGGCGCAGCCGGUGAAGCAAACGGACAUCCCGUGGAGACUGAAGCAGAUGCUGGACAUCCUGGUGUAUGAGGAGAGAGAGCAGGACGUGGAGGAGACAGGGCCAUGCAUGGAGUACCUGCUCCAACACAAACUGCUGGAGACACUGUGCACGCUGGGAAAGGCACAGUAUCCUCCUGGAAUGAGCCAGCAGGUCCUGCUGUUUUUCUCCAAACUCCUGGCACAGAUCCAGAAGCCCAUGCUGCAUAUGAUUAACGUGUAUCGACCUGUACAGAAGCUGAUCCGUCUAUGUGGGCUCCCUGACUCGCAAACAGAGAAGGAGGAAUCGCUGUUUCUUUUUACCAUUUGUUCUCGUGUGAAGAAAGACCCGUACGUCCUCAACUACAUCCUGGAGACGAAUAAAGAAGGCCAGCCUCAGAGAUGUAGCUCCGUGUCAGGGGAAGGUGUAGAAGGAGCCGGUGGAGGAUCCAGUCCAGAGGACUCGGCUUCCCCUUCCACGCAGAGCUCGAACCAGCCAGACACGGGUUUUAUCCGGAUCCUCGUGCAGCUUGGGAAAAGCCAGAAAAGCCGCGUUGCCUUGCGGGCGAUGGAGAGCAUGCUAAUCCUGACCAGCGUUCCUCAGGUGGACACGUCCAAGCUUCUGGCAGAGGAAACUCCGCUGUGUGACCUUCUAGCAGAGAGAGCGUGCGAGCUCUACGGCGCCAUCCCCGUCACACUCCAUCCCGAAGACAUACACAGCUACACCGUCAAACAGUGGAGGAUUCGGUUCUCCCCGGUCAGCGCGGAGGAAACCCAGACGUUUCCGGCGCAGGAGCACGUGGACAAGUUCUUCUGCUGGCUCGACUACUGUGACCAGCUCAUUAAAGACGCGCCAGAGGUGCUCGCCGUCAAACUCGCCAGAGCUCUUCACCAGCAGUGGCUUACUGGAAUCGUUCAGCCCCAGCUGCUACAGAUGUCCGAGGUUGGCGUUCUGGUCCACACGGCUCUCCUGUCACGCUGCGUCCAUCACAUACGGUCCGCCGUCCUUCUGCACGAGCUGGCGCACUUCCUGCUAGGCGGCGACACGCACCGGGAGCAGCCGACCGCCACGCCCCCGCACUCACACGUGCUACGCUACCAUCUCAUCAAGCACUGCGACCACAUCUCAGACGAGAUUAGCGUCGCAACAUUACGGCUCUUCGAGGAACUCCUGAAGAAGCCCGACAAGCUCAUCCUGACCAACCUGGUGCUGCGGAACCUCGAGACUCGCUCCUAUAGGAUGCCGGGUUCAGGGGGCGUCGACGAGAGAUCAGGAGCUGAUCCUGAGUUCCUGGAAGAGUCAGAGGAGAUGGAGGAAGAUCCUUUCUUCACAGACAGCGAGUUCAGCGGCUCGGAGCGUUUGCUGUCCAUAUCCCGGGAAGACAGGAAGUCCAGCGCGCGCCCACAGAUAGCUGAAACCGUUAACAGUUUUCUCUGUUUAGUUCCCCAAGAGGCAAAAACGUCCCAGCAUGCACAAGGAGCGGGAUAUGACACGUACGUCCACGAUGCUCUAACAUCGCUGAAAGAGUGUUCGGCUGUGUCUGCGGACUGGGGUUGGCCGGACGCCCCGAAACCCAUCGGAGUCCACUCCGACAGCGCAGACUUCUACGAAGGACAUUUCCUCAAAGUGCUGUUGGACAGGAUAGCACGCAUACUGGAGCAGCCAUACGAGCUGAACCUUCAGGUGACGUCGGUGCUGUCUCGACUGGCCGCGUUUCCCCACCCUCAUCUUCACGAGUACCUGCUGGACCCCUACGUUAGCCUGAGCCCCGGCACUCGCUCGCUCUUCUCUACGCUCGUCCGAGUGAUCGGCGAGCUGAUGCAGAGGAUCCAGCACAUCCCAGACUUCACCCAGAGACUCGUCACAGUCAGGAAACAGCUCACGGGCCACGAGGAGGAGACUGUAGUGGAUCACGGUAUCCUGUUGAAGGGCGUGAUCGUACUGGAGGAGUUCUGUAAGGAGCUGGCAGCCAUCGCCUUCGUCAAACUUCCCAUGGGCGAUCAGGAGCAUCUCUCGGCCCCUUAAAUAAACACAGGGCCGAAACUUCAGGUGCUUCAGAGGAACGCAGGACUGUCAACGCAGGGUACAAUACACUGUGGUAUGGGUCACUACCGCUAAGGGGCGGUACCGUUGCCUCGUUGAUGGUCACACGUGGUUGGACUUGACUGCUUUUCUCCAGCCUUUUUGAAGACUACGAGACACGCAGUGCCUUUAAAACAGUCAGGAAUUGACUGGAUGAACGAUGAUGACGAAUGACUUUCAGCUUCUAUAGUAGGUAAAAUAUUUAAAGUGAUCCAGGCGAGUUCUUCGUCUCAGUCACUACACUAACGCUAAAACUGAGAAAAAUGGCUCCGAAUAUUAUUGUCAUAUCUGUCCAAAAGUGAUGAAGAUGCAGUGGCCUUAUUUAGUAUUAAUAAUGUGUAUUUUUAUACACAGAAAUCAUGACAAAACUAUUAUUUUUAGAUAUUUGGUUUUUUUAACCAAAAUUGUAGUUAUUCUAAUUUGAUAAAAUCCAUUAAUGCACAUUUUUCCAUAGAAAGUUAAGCGGCAUAGUCAAGAUAAUCCUCGCUGCUGAAUCAAACGUCCAGGAGGUUGAAAUGGACCUGAUGCAACUCCUCCUAUAAACCUAACCCUAAGCCGUGGGACAACACAAAACAACACACACACUUAUCGAGCCUGAAACACUGAGUUCCGACAACUAUUGGACUUUUGGUUCGAGUCUGGACAGGUAUUAAGAGCUGGAUUAGGUCUAACUCCACCCCCUGGACUUUUUAUUCGAGUCUGCACAGGUAGGAGGAGCUGGAUCGAUCUAACUCCACCCCCUGGACUUUUGAUUCGAGUCUGCACAAGUAGGAGGAGCUGGAUCGAUCUAACUCCACCCCCUGGACUUUUGAUUCGAGUCUGCACAGGUAGAAGGAGCUGGAUCGAUCUAACUCCACCCCCUGGACUUUUGAUUCGAGUCUGCACAGGUAUUAAGAGCUGGAUCGAUCUAACUCCACCCCUGGACUUUUGGUUCGAGUCUGCACAGGUAGAAGGAGCUAGAUCAGGACUAACUCCACCCCCUGGACUUUUGAUUCGAGUCUGCACAAGUAGGAGGAGCUGGAUCGAUCUAACUCCACCCCCUGGACUUUUGAUUCGAGUCUGCACAGGUAGAAGGAGCUAGAUCAGGUCUAUGUCCACCCCCUGGACUUUUGAUUCGAGUCUGCACAGGUAGAAGGAGCUAGAUCAGGUCUAUGUCCACCCCCUGGACUUUUGUUUCUGCAGCAAGGGGUACUUGACGUACUUAGCUGGAACAGAGCAAUAAUCUAGUGUUGUAGAGAAGAUCACCGUUAUCUGCACACGUCAUGAAAUAGAUAAUGCACACGCUUAAUCAGCUGCCCAUAAACGCUGCCUUAUCUAGGCAGCCUAAUCAAAAAAGGGUACAGAGUAGGCACGGGUAGCGACCGUAUCGAAUUGAAGCGUUCAUGCUAAAAAAUUUUGCACAUUUUAUAUUAAGUUAUAUCGUAUAACUGAUUAUCAGUUAGUUAGUGAGCUACAUUUGAGGUAAGGGGGAAACAUAACACCAAGAACAAAAAAAAAAAAGUCUAGAGUUUGGAGAAUCCUGAGCCAUAUCACAUCUCACCUUCGUGUCAUCGAGUUUCCCAUAGCGACAGCAGAAUUAUCGGCUUUAAUGCGUGUUUAAUGUUUAAGUAUCAUGAUCAUAUCACAGAGAA
This is a messenger RNA of Ictalurus furcatus (blue catfish), 4405 nucleotides long. It is a transcript of the gene fhip2b, whose product is annotated as FHF complex subunit HOOK interacting protein 2B. Lineage: Eukaryota; Metazoa; Chordata; Actinopteri; Siluriformes; Ictaluridae. The transcript has 17 exons. Bases 543 to 2717 code for a protein of 724 amino acids. The record is from RefSeq and is a predicted model, not a curated record.